AUGGGGCUAUAUACUAAAUAUGAGGUUUGUAUUCGAAGAAUACACUUUAAAACAUUAUGUAAAAAUGAGUGUUGUGUUAAAUGGAGAAAAGGAAUUUGCCCAUGGAAUAAAGGAAAACAAACAAUAAAAGGAUUUUGUUUUGGUUCUUCAUUUGAAACUUCAGCAUUAUUGAUUCAAAUUAUUUCAAGAGGUCAUAUGAAAAUAAUCAUCCGUAUCAUUAAUGAGAGUUACAAAGGAAAGAUCAUUAUAACUAAUAAAAAUGGAAAUUGGGUAUGGACUGUUUCUGGUGAUAUUGUUAAUGUUGAAGGAAAUGUUACCAAAACAUAUUGGAAUCAACUCAAAGGCAUUAAAUCAGAACAAAUUACAAAAGAGAGCAAAGAAGACUUGCCUCUUAAGACAAAAAAAAUUGACCCUGACCAAUUAUUAUUAAAAGAAAUGCUUGUCAGAGAUACUUAUCAAAUUAGAAAUGAAGAUAUUACUCCUAAGACUAAAGAAAUGUUUAUUUCACAAAAGUAUCGAUUGGAAACUGCUGUCAAGGAAAAACGAUUUGAUGAAGUGAUAAAAAUUUUAAAAGAAGAUUGUGUUUAUAAAAUGAAUUUAGAGCUUUGUCGUCAACUAAUUAAAAAAGUAAAUUGUCAAGGGAAUGAGGUAUUUUGGCUUGGAUGUUUAAUUCAAUUUAGAAAAGAAUUAGUAAGGAAUGACACAUUAAACUUAAAGGAAGUAAUUGUCAUUGGUAAGAUUGUUGGAGAAAUUGAAGGAGUAUUAUCUAUGAUAGAAAAUUCUAUUGCUAACUGUUGUAAGAUAACUGCUAAUGUAUUAGCCGACAGGUUAGUGACUUGUAUUGUUGAAGAAACAAAAUAUUUUAAAAUCAAUGGAAUUAUACAAGAAAAGAUUGUUGGAGAAAUUAAGAACUUAUUGCUUCAAGUAAAACAAGAAAUGAGUAUGACUAAAAAUGAAAAUGACUACCCAUUUGUGAUGCAAAUGUUUAAUAAUAAAGUUACAAAAAGAAUAGUAAUGUUUGAUUCUUGGGAAAUACUUGUUCUCAAAUAUUCACUCGAUGAAAUUAGUCAAUGGUGUUCUUCAAAUAACAUUGAGUUUACUAUUUAUCAAGAAGCACUACACUCUAAGCUAACUCAGUCAUAA
Messenger RNA from Entamoeba nuttalli P19, 1143 nucleotides. RefSeq lists its product as hypothetical. The transcript has a single exon. NCBI's taxonomy places the organism in Eukaryota, Evosea, Mastigamoebida, Endamoebidae. The record is from RefSeq and is a predicted model, not a curated record. The coding region runs from base 1 to 1143 and encodes 380 amino acids.